AUCACCGCCGCGGCAGAAAGCUUGCGCCUUCGAUUACAAAACAUUUCAGACUCGGCCAUCUUCCACUUCAACUCCCACGUCGCAAGUUAAAACCCUCUACGACUGCCGAACGAGAAGCAAUCCAUCAGAUACCCCUCAGCCUCCGUCACCAUGGCUGCGUGCAGCCUCAUCCCCGUCACCAGCGAAGACGACUUCAACAGCCAAACCGCCGCUCUCCCGCCCACAUGUCUGGCCGUCAUCUACUUCCACGCCCCUUGGGCUGAGCCGUGCAAGCAAAUGAACACCAUCCUGACCACGCUUGCCUCCACCUACGAAAUCACCAACCCGCCGCGGAUAGCCUUCUUCAGCCUCGAUGCGGAAGAGUUGAGCGAGGUCAGCGAGACCUACGACGUCACGCAAGUGCCGCUGGUGGUGCUUCAACGCGAUGGGAAAGUGGUGGAUGCGGUCACCGGCACAGAUGCGGCGAAGGUGCGCGGCGCGGUGGAGAAGCAUGCGGGAUCGUCGACGGGUGGGAAUAAGGCGUCUUUGCCUCCGGCGCAGAAAGUCACUCGACCGGCGGCAGAAGACACUGCAGCCGACACAAACGGCACGACUCAUGGAGCGGCGGCGGAAGAGGAGGAGAAUCUGGAUGAACGCCUCGCGCAGCUCGUCAAAGCAGCAGAUGUCAUGCUGUUCAUGAAGGGCACUCCUUCUGCUCCGCAGUGUGGUUUCAGUCGGCAGACGGUCAGCAUCCUCCGCCAGCGCAAGAUCAAGUACGGCUUCUUCAACAUCCUCGCCGACGACGAUGUCCGACAGGGAUUGAAGAAGUUCUCCGACUGGCCUACCUUUCCUCAGAUCUACGUGCAGGGUGAAUUGAUCGGGGGGUUGGACAUUCUGAAGGAAGAGCUCGACAACGAUCCAGAUUUCUUGAAGCCCUUUAUUCAGCAACCGCAGGCUGUGUGAGAGCUUCAAUCACGUCCAGAAUCGAACUGCAAUCGUUCUGCACGUCUCUCUCUUGCCUCUUUUGCGAUCCCGAGAGUUGCGCGCCUGUUUGGCACUGACUGCCCAAGGUCACAGCGCCGCGGAAGUGGGAAGAAUGAGUGUAUACGCGCGCGAGAUUCAAUGUUCAUAUUGGUGUGUAUUGCCGGAUUGGUCAUGUUGCCUAAUGUACAUCGCUCCUUCCCAUCUUUCGUGCCUUCCGCGUGUUGAGUGGCACCGACCGUCAUCAAACUUCAACC
This is a messenger RNA of Neohortaea acidophila, 1217 nucleotides long. RefSeq names its product thioredoxin-like protein. Gene Ontology annotation, molecular function: 2 iron, 2 sulfur cluster binding. The coding region runs from base 151 to 942 and encodes 263 amino acids. The transcript is spliced from 2 exons. The record is from RefSeq and is a predicted model, not a curated record. Lineage: Eukaryota; Fungi; Ascomycota; Dothideomycetes; Mycosphaerellales; Teratosphaeriaceae.